Sparassis crispa is the source of this 957-nucleotide messenger RNA. RefSeq lists its product as hypothetical. The coding region runs from base 1 to 957 and encodes 318 amino acids. The transcript has 4 exons. The record is from RefSeq and is a predicted model, not a curated record. Lineage: Eukaryota; Fungi; Basidiomycota; Agaricomycetes; Polyporales; Sparassidaceae.
AUGUCUCGUACUCCAUCUGCAAACCCGCAAUACGCUUUCAACAGCGUCGAGCAGGAUUGGUUGGUCUGCCAACCCGACGAGAAUGUUGCUAACGCCUGGUUCGAGGCAGAGCGAAUCAUCCGUUCGGACACUAACGCCUGGAAUGAAGUGCAGUCCAACGUCGAUUAUUCUCUCCGGACGUACAGUGCGCGUCUGAAUCCCGCCGCAGGCUCCUCGCGCUUAUCGCCACGCGACAACAUUCAAACCGGGGCCUCGCAUCUCACCGAACCAUUGCGCCCUCGUUCUGGAGAGCAAAGGAAAAUCUAUAAUUCGUUCGACGAAGUCAACAGGUUCCAUACAGGUCUCUCCGCUGAUUUUACUGUUCCCCGGUUGUCUCGCUCGGAACCUGCUCGUGGUGCACCACUGGUCUUCCAACGGUUGCAGUCAGAACUUCCCGCUCCUGGAGCUUCCUGGCAUCAGUUGGGCGCGCACGUGAACGGCGCUGCAGUAGCCCAAUAUCUCCCAAACAUAUCUGGUAUCCCAAUCGAUUCCGUUGGUGAGCUGUGGCAGUUGUACCUUUCUACCCCGAGCUCGCAGCGAUAUCACCCUCACUCUGCACCUCGAUGCCGCCGCGAGGUCCUGAAGGAUUACUGCACAUGCCAUGUUCAAGGGUGCAACAAAUUCUUCAAGGGCACGUAUGAGGACGUAGAGAAUCACCUCGUCGAACAUGGCUUGCGGCCCGGCAAGAAAAUGUCGUGCGGCGCGGUAGGGUAUCCGGCCGUACUCCCUUCUUGCCAAAGUGAGAUGGACUCGCGUGCACUGAAGAGACACAUCGUCCACACCCACCACAACUCUGUGCGGUUCGUGUGCGAGAAGCCUGGGUGUAAUUAUAUCGUUUACUCUCAUUCCGCCGGCUCUCAUCCAUGCCCCCUUGAAAAGAAGGUCAUGAGCCGCAAACCUGACCAACGCCAAUUGUAG